This is a messenger RNA of Dovyalis caffra, 1113 nucleotides long. The record is from the annotation of a GenBank genome assembly. NCBI's taxonomy places the organism in Eukaryota, Viridiplantae, Streptophyta, Magnoliopsida, Malpighiales, Salicaceae.
AUGGUUCAAGAGCAAAAUAUUAUAGUAAAUGAUGGAGAACUCAAAAGAGCAUUCGUUGGUGCAUUCUCCAAUUGGAAGCUUCCUCCAUCAAGGGAACUUUUCAGCAAUAACAUAAGUGGAAGAAUUCCUGAUGAGCUUGGGAAUCUGACAAACUUGGUGAGCUUGGAUCUUUACUUGAACAAGUUAAAUGGUCCAAUUCCAGUGACGUUGGGCAAGCUUCAGAAACUCCGUUUCUUGCGUCUCAACAACAACACCUUGUCGGGAACGAUUCCUAUGAAUUUAACUCUGGUUACCUCCUUGCAAGUCCUGGAUCUUUCUAACAACGAUCUACAUGGAGAUAUCCCUGUCAAUGGUUCAUUCUCUUUAUUCACUCCUAUCAGUUUUCAAAAUAAUCCCCGCCUCAAUCCUCUUCCAGCUUCUCCACCAUCUUCUUUUCCACCACCAGGGGGUGCUUCUAAUGGAAAUAGUGCCACUGGAGCUAUUGCUGGGGGAGUUGCUGCUGGUGCUGCUCUGCUGUUUGCUGCCCCUGCAAUUGCACUUGCUUACUGGCGACGAAGAAAACCACAGGACCAUUUCUUCGAUGUACCUGCCGAAGAGGACCCAGAAGUUCAUCUUGGACAGCUUAAAAGGUUUUCUCUGCGUGAGCUGCAAGUUGCAACUGACAAUUUUAGUCACAAAAACAUUUUGGGCAGGGGUGGAUUUGGAAAGGUUUAUAAAGGACGUUUAGCUGAUGGCUCUCUGGUGGCUGUUAAAAGAUUGAAAGAGGAGCGCACCCAGGGUGGGGAACUGCAGUUCCAGACAGAAGUUGAGAUGAUCAGCAUGGCUGUGCAUCGGAACUUGCUUCGUCUACGUGGCUUUUGCAUGACUCCAACUGAGCGGUUGCUUGUCUAUCCUUUUAUGGUUAAUGGAAGUGUAGCAUCAUGUUUAAGAGAGCGUUCAGAAUCACAACCCCCACUUAAUUGGCCAAUAAGGAAGCAAAUUGCAUUAGGAUCUGCACGAGGGCUGGCUUAUUUGCAUGAUCAUUGUGAUCCUAAGAUCAUUCACCGUGAUAGGGCUUUUGAUCUUGCUCGCCUUGCGAACGAUGAUGAUGUAAUGUUGCUUGAUUGGGUCUAG